Molecule: messenger RNA, 3655 nt
Organism: Cornus florida
Lineage: Eukaryota; Viridiplantae; Streptophyta; Magnoliopsida; Cornales; Cornaceae
Exons: 13
Coding region: 526-3207 (893 amino acids)
Cellular component (GO): Ino80 complex
Source: RefSeq, a predicted model, not a curated record
AUCUCUACGUGUUGUUAUGUUACUAUGUUUGUGCGCCCCUCUUCUCUUCUCCUUCCCCAAGCGAAUCGGAUAACACCCCCCAACCCAUUCCUUUUCUCCUUUCGCUAAAUCCAUCCAGUUUUCUGUUCUCUCCAAAUUCUUUGUUUCUUAAUAUUUUAUUUGUCUGUUUAUUUUUCUUAAGGAUCAAACUGUUGAUUUUAUGCGAAUCCUCGUCUUAGGUUAGGUACGCUUCGACGCUUAAGAGUCCUUUCUAUACUCCACCAUUCACUACGUUCCAGGCCUAUCUUUUUGUUGAUUAUUGGUUAAUGAGUUGAAGUUAAAGAAAAGUAUCUUCUUCUGUUUUUCUUGCAUGCAAAACAUAAUGUGCAAAAUGAGAAGAGCUGUACUUGGUGAACUACAAUCAAUUAGCCAAUGACAAUAUUUUCAGUUUGCGAAGGGAGGUUAUUAGUUGAUUUUGACGAGGACGCCAUCUUGUUAUACAUUUGUCUAAUGUUCUGUCCAAGAUAUUUAUGAUAUUUUGUGCCAAUGGCGACUGAUCAGCGGAAGAAACGGUUAAAUGCUGCCAUCAUUGGUAGUUCCCAGGAGCAUUGCAGAGCAAAAAGAAAGAAACCUGGAUUAGUACAGUAUGGUUUGAACAUGAUACCUAAUAUUUCUCUUGAGUGGGAUGACAAGAAGAAGAAUGUUGUUGCCAAGAGGGAACAGAUUGGUUUAACACGGAGGGACUUGAUUCCAUCCAUUGAUUAUGUUCCUCAUUGGCACAAUAACUUGGCAGAUGUUUCGACUGUUCCUUAUGAAAUUUUUGACUUGGAAAAUUUAAAAGAGGUCCUUUCUUAUGAGGUUUGGCAGACUCAUUUAUCUGGAAAUGAGAGGAACUUUCUCUCCCAGUUUCUUCCUAAGGGAGAUGAAGCGCAUCAAGUUGUCAAAGAAUUGCUUGCGGGGAAUAACUUUCAUUUUGGAAAUCCUUUUCUCAAAUGGGGUGCAUCACUUUGUUCUGGUAAUCUUCAUCCUGAUGCUGUUCUUCAUCAGGAACAAUGUCUGAAGGCUAAUAAGAAGGCAUACUACUUAGAGUUACAAAAAUAUCAUAAUGACAUGAUUGGGAAUUUACUGACGUGGAAGGAAACAUGGUCAAGCGUCAAGGAUCCCGAAAAGGAAAUUGUGCAGAAGACAUGGAGCAGGGCAAGAAAGCAUGCUGAGAAUGAAUAUAGGUUUCAUGACUCUGAGGAGAACCUUGCAGCAACAUCUGAAUCUUGUUCCUGGACCGAUGAGAAAGCUUGCAGUAGUGAUAAUCAGAACAUAGUGAUGAAGGAUGGAGAGCUGCAAAGACGAAAAAAUUCGAUGGAGAAAUAUGAGAAUUCAUCAGAUGGGCUUAAGGUGGUUGCAAGACCCAGAAAAGGAGAGAAGCUACACAAGCAAAAUAUCUAUUGCAGUGAUGGUGCCAAAUAUAUGUCUUAUAUCAAGAUUAGCAAGGAGCAGCAUCAACGUGUCAAGAGUAGUAUGAAGCACUCUAGCAAUAGCAUUCAAUCUAGGUCUCUUAAUCGUGUUUUAGGUAACCUUGAUACUUUUCAUGUGCAACCAUAUGAAGUAUUUGAGGAAGAAGAACGGCAGAAUUUGCAUGACCACUGGUUGCGUUUGGCAAACACAGAUCUUCCAGCAGCAUUUGUGAACUGGAGAAGAAGGCAGCUACAGAAAUGGCAAUUGAUGCAGUCUUUAGAGCAAGAUAUGGAAGAUAAACUGAAAUUUGUUAAGGAGGAUGCAGAGAAAGAGAACACUCAUAGCUUGCUAUCAGAGCCGACGGAUGAUGGAUCAGCAGACCAUGAAACCACAAAUACAACAGAGGGUGAGGGGAGAGAGAAUUCAGAUAGCUUGCUUCAGGAGAUGGAUAAUGGAGCAAAUCAUGAGCCUACCACUGCAUUAGAGGAUGAAGAGAAAAAGAACCUUGGUGGCAUCCUGCAGGAGCAGAUGUAUAACAGAGCACCAAACCAUGAACCCUCCAUAGAAGAUGCUCAUGAAUCUGUUCAUGUUUCCUCAGAGAAUCAGCAUGUGCAGCAACUUACUUCCCUCAGUGGUACCUCUGAAUUACACCCCGUGCAUUUGAAUUCUGAUGAGGACCAUCUGAUUGCAGAAACAGACAAGGUCCCUCCUAUCGUAUCAGAGUACCCAAAAAAUUUGAAUCAUUUGGAGGUAGCUGUCAGUCAGGGGGAUCCUCUCUCUUCUGCUACUGAUGUUUGGCCAGCAGUUGGCGUGCCAAAUUCUUAUUUUCAUUCUACUUCUGUUAACCGUGAUUACACUUCUCCCAGUGACUUGUCAGUUGGGCAUCCACAAGUUCUUGAGGAGCAACCAGCCCGAUUGAUUGAUCUGGAAUCUAACAUCCAUGAAGAAGACACCCAGAAAAAUAUGCUGCACAGACACUCCAAUGAUCAGUCUUUUGUCAGUCCUUACCCUAACCAAGACCGAAAUGAGCUACUUCAACAUUACUUUAAUGGCCGAGGGGGUUUAUCUUACCAUCACGAGCGGAAACAGACACGGUUAGAUUUCCAGCCAACAGCCAAUGUAUCGAUGGAAGCUGGUCAAUCUUCUGGGCACUUCCAGGAGCAGCUGCAUCCAUCACUGCCAUUGGAGGUGAGGCAGAAGAGAUUGACUGAUCUUUACACGCGUCAAAAUAUUCAAGAGAACGUGUACUCUGAUGGAGGUAGAUACUCAUUUCCAAGGCAAGAACACUUCUUGCCUGUCAAUAUUCAGGAUUGGGCUGUGAAUACUCCCAGCAUGUCAGCACCUCUCCGGUCCCAUUUGAAUGGUGGGGAGUUGGGUGAGAAUUGGUUUUCUGGUGAGCAUCGAGCCCGUGCUGGUUGGCCUGGCUUGGAUGGUGCUGUUGGCCCAAGCCAGAGCAUUGGAAGUAGAAACAAUGCCGAUCAGAGCCUCUUCAGUGUUUUAUCUCAUUGUAACGAGUUACAUUCUGCUGUCCCUUUUGAUUCAAUGGGCUCCACUGAACAGUUCAUUCAGUCUGCAAAUUAUGGUGGUGUGGGUGGGGGUGUUCCCAUACCAGGCAAUUUGUUGCAACAGACAGCUCAUCCACUUAACUACUUGAGUGGGCAGGAAGCUUCAGCUGCCGUAAAGAACAAUAAUAUAGGAUGGAUGAACCUGCCAAAUCAGACUUCUGCUUUACAGGACGCUAUGGGGAAACCAUUCCUCAGGUCUUGGAAUCACUAAGGUAUUAAACAUGUGGAGUUUUCUAGUUUGGACAAGUGGAUUGCAAGUUAUAUGAGCUUGGUUGGAAGUCAGAUGAGCACAGAUGUAGAAUACAAGAUGCUUGCAACAGGUGUUUUGGGUAUUUAUUUUUAGGAAGACAAUUCAGCCAGGGUUUUUGGGAAGUCGAGUACACAAAAUUUGCAAUGGAAAUAUGUACAUACACAAACAAGAACUGAUCCAACACCUUGUAUAUACUAGAUUCUAGGCAGGGAGGUAGGGGUAGGUUAUGAGGAAGGUGGUAAAAUUAAGGGAUCUCUUAAUUUGAGAGGCGAGAACAAAUUAUAUUUUCAUUUUCAUUGUGAUUUUUCUUCUCCCUUGGUGGAGAAAUGUCUUCCCAUAACUUUGCAGGGUAGGAACACUACAAGAAGCAAACUGCUUUUAAGCAAUAAAGCUGCCAUUUUUUUGUUUA